AUGGCGUUCAGGCGAGCAGAAGAGAUGCUGGAGCGGGCUCAAGAGGAACUGGAGCAAGGCCGACGAACGGGUACUACAGCAACGGGGACCCAACAAGGAUUUUCUGACAUACAAGAUCACGGAUUCGAUGAUUCUCCUCCACCAUAUGAUGAAGUCUACAAGGACGAGCAACCACCGCCAUCGUAUGAAACUCUUGGGAAUUAUGGAAACGUUCCGCCCAACUCUGGCGCAAUAAGAAGAAGCUUAACUACGGUCAAUGAACAGACUACUGGAAGGAUAACCGAACUUAGAGCACACGAGGGACCACCAUCUUACAUGGUAUACAUUCCACCUGAUCGAUCGGCUCCACCUCGACGAGACAGCAUCAGUGCAUCUGAUGCGGCUCUUAAUAUCUCUACCACAUUAGGACAGAUGCAAAACUACAUGGAAGAAGUACAGGAACGAUUUUCAGACGUCGAUUUGUUCAUAUCAAGCCUCUCACUAACGACUCCGCCACCUUCCUAA
This is a messenger RNA of Cylicocyclus nassatus, 504 nucleotides long. The record is from the annotation of a GenBank genome assembly. NCBI's taxonomy places the organism in Eukaryota, Metazoa, Nematoda, Chromadorea, Rhabditida, Strongylidae.